Protopterus annectens (West African lungfish) is the source of this 1792-nucleotide messenger RNA. RefSeq names its product tRNA splicing endonuclease subunit 34 (gene TSEN34). NCBI's taxonomy places the organism in Eukaryota, Metazoa, Chordata, Ceratodontiformes, Protopteridae. The record is from RefSeq and is a predicted model, not a curated record. The transcript has 5 exons. Gene Ontology annotation, molecular function: nucleic acid binding; tRNA-intron lyase activity. Gene Ontology annotation, biological process: tRNA-type intron splice site recognition and cleavage; tRNA splicing, via endonucleolytic cleavage and ligation. The coding region runs from base 210 to 1178 and encodes 322 amino acids. Gene Ontology annotation, cellular component: tRNA-intron endonuclease complex.
UCUCACCAAAAGUGCCCCAUUGCAUUACUGGGAAACAGAGGUCUUGAGUUUCGCCCAAUAAAGUAUCUCCGUAUCUUGAAACUAUUUAAUUUUUGAGAAGGAAAUACAUAACAUUCUAACGGUUUGGCCAUUUAUCAGAGUGAAGGUGUACAAGUGAUGAUUACUAUUUAUAAGUGAUUAUUUCUAGAUUGCCCAACAAGAGAGCACUGAUGAUCCAGAUCCAUCUCAAGGAAGGAACCCCCUUCGUCUGGAAUGCAGAGGAUGCUCGGGAAAUCCGGGAACAGCAUAGACUGACAGGGUGUCUGGUGGGAGCACUAGCUCGGCAGCCACAGCAGAAUAUGCGCCUGGGGCUGCCACUGCAGUUGCUUCCUGAGGAGGCAAGGCUUCUCCUAGAAAUCAAGGCUGCUGUAUUGGUCAGGAGUAUGCCUGGAGGAGAACAGGAUGUUGGCAACAAGGAAAUGGAGAGUUACUCUUCUGACAGUGAUGAAGAUGGCUGUGAGAAGGAAAAGAGGGGAAAGGAAGAGAAGAUAUUACGGCCUGAAGUGGAGGCUUAUCAAAAUGAACUAGAUGAGAGUUACAAAGAGCAGCGCCGUCUUGCCAUUGAGAAUAAGAAAGAAUUUCUUCAGUCCCAUGUUAUGCAUAUGCCUACAGGCAAAAAGAAAUCCAAGCGAAGAAAGCAAUCAGAAAACGUUUCUAUCUGCACAUCAGAACAGCCUUCUUCAGAGGCUAACACUUCAAUUUUACAGGAACUUGAAAACCUAGAAUCACGUUUUAAUUUCCCACAAGAUACAAUGAUGGUGCAGAUCCCCACAGCGAGGAGAGGUGCAGGAAAGCUGGAGACAGUAGACUGGAACAUUCCGUCGGAUCACUGGCCAUAUCCUGGUCAGCAGAACCAUGAAACACGGUACCGGGUACUGAGGGACCUGUGGAACAAGGGCUACUACAUUUCAGCUGGCAACAAAUUUGGUGGAGAUUUUCUGGUCUACCCUGGUGACCCCUUAAGAUUCCAUGCCCACUACAUUGCUGUAUGCUGCCCUUACAAAAAGCGAAUUCCAGUGUAUAGCCUUAUUGCCAUGGGACGUUUAGGAACUAAUGUGAAGAAGACUCUUCUACUUUGUUCAGUCGACAGUAAUGGAGAUGUUACUUAUACAUCACUGCAGUGGACAGGAUUCCAGUGAUAUUGGAUAAAUGGUGUCACUAUUCUUGGACAAAGAAAAAAGUGCAUUUUGAAGUUUCCCAUAAGUUGAGUAAAUAUGGACUAAAAUAAAGCACUGGUCUUUCUGGUGUAAGAGUGCACAUAUUGAGAAUGAUGAAAUAGCUGUAACAUUUUCCUUAUUGUAGCAAAUAGUAUAUGUAGUAGCACAGUGAAACUACUAUUGCAUCUUCUUGCAGAUCAGGUAGCACCUUACCUGUAAUCAUGCAUUCAUCCUUUAGGACCCAUCCCCAGAGGACUUUAACGGACUGUAUUUUUGAGUCAUGUAGUAUAAUGAAAAUUAUUAUUUCUGCUACCAGUUUUGCAUGUUUGAAUCUCAGAAAGUAUUUUGUGUUAAAUGUUGGACAUUUAUUAAUUUGUUUUACUUCCUUUUACUGUAUUGUUUCUUUUUUUAGCUAUGAAAAAACGUGGUAUGUGCUGCCAGUGAAUUUCUGUCUAAUUGAUACAAAUCUGAAAACUAUGUUGUUGAACAGUGCAAUGCAUAUCGGGUACGUAACUGAGUUAAAGCUACUAAAAUGUAUUCACAGAAUAGUCCUAGAAUACAGCGCAAAGCUGCUCAAAAUUGACUGGCUAACUAGA